Molecule: messenger RNA, 405 nt
Organism: Gryllus bimaculatus (two-spotted cricket)
Lineage: Eukaryota; Metazoa; Arthropoda; Insecta; Orthoptera; Gryllidae
Source: the annotation of a GenBank genome assembly
UCUGAGCGGAGCAUGGUGAUGGAGUGGAAGAGCAGCCAGAUGCGGCAGAUGGCGCUGGAGCAGGAGCUGCAGGACCUGGAGGACCACCUGAAGACGCUGCGCGAGAACAACCACAAGGCCGAGUCGGACAUGCGCACCCGCCGCACCAAGCUGGAGCGCCAGCUGGAGGCCAUCAUCGCCAGCUACGACAGCGACAUGUCCGAGCGACAGGAGCUGGAGGACGAGCGGCGCGCGCUGGCCGAGCUGCAGACGCAGCUGCGCGAGCAGGAGGAGGACUACGAGCAGCUGCUGGCCGAGCGCUCCGAGGAGGAGGAGGCGCACUUCCAGCGCCAGCUCUGGACCUUCCUCACCAACCGCGCCGCGCGCGUCAUCCAGCGCGGCUGGCGCGAGCACCUCGUGCGCAAG